This is a messenger RNA of Effrenium voratum, 3498 nucleotides long. NCBI's taxonomy places the organism in Eukaryota, Dinophyceae, Suessiales, Symbiodiniaceae. The record is from the annotation of a GenBank genome assembly.
AUGAACGCUCCGAAUUACGAGGAGAAAGACCCGUAUCGCUUGAAGAAUCAGAUCCGCGCUUGGCAUACGGAUGGCUCCACAACUGCCAUUCCUCACCCGUACGCCACAUACGCGGAGGCUGGCCUGGCCCAGCCGCUGCUCUCUGCCUUCAAGACGGCCGGUUUCCAGGCUCCGACGGGGUCCGGGAAGACGCUGGGCUUCUUGGUGCCGGCCUAUCGCUGGAUGAACUCCGGACAGGGCGUGGGCGUGCAGACACUGAUUCUGGCGCCCACGCGGGAGCUGGCCACCCAGAUCCACGACGAGGCCGUGAAGUUCGCCUCGGCCUCGGGCUGCUCCAGUGCGUGCGUGUACGGGGGCCAGCCCAAACGAGAGCAGCUGCCGGCGGUGCGCGCCGGCGCGCCCAUCUUGGUGGCCACGCCCGGGAGGCUCAACGACUUCUUGGAGUACAAGGACAUCAACCUGGGUGGCGUGGGCUACUGCGUCUUUGAUGAGGCGGAUCGGAUGCUGGACAUGGGCUUCGAGCCCCAGAUCCGAGACAUCAUGAAAAAGGUGCCGAAGCGGCGGCAGACGCUGAUGUUCAGCGCCACCUGGCCCGAGGAAGUGCAGCAGCUGGCGCAUGACUUUUUGAACAUGCCGGUCCACGUGCAAGUGGGCAAUCCAUCCUCGUUGUCGGCCAACGAAGACAUCAGUCAGCAGGUGUGGAUGCUGAAUUCCUCCGACGACAAGGACGCAGCCCUGGUUGAGGCGCUGCAGCUGUACGGCGGGCCUGGCCAGCGAAUCCUGGUCUUCGUCGCCAUGAAGAAGCAGUGCGAUAUGCUGAUGCGGAUGCUCCGGAAGUACGGCAUCUCGGCGGAUACGAUGCACAGCGACAAGGACCAGCAGCAGCGCGAGGAGGCCCUGCAGCAGUUCAAAUCUGGGGAGACGAGCGUUCUCAUUGCCACCGACGUGGCCGCACGGGGUUUGGACAUCAAAGGAGUCACCAUGGUCAUCAACUAUGACUCUGCGAACAGUACGGAAGAUCACGUACAUCGGAUCGGACGCACAGGCCGAGCCGGCCAGAAAGGCUGCAGCGUCACUUUCUUGACCAAGUCAGGUGAAGACGCUUGGAAGGCGAUCGGAAUCGCAGAAGUCAUGCAGAAAGCGGGCUGCACAGUGCCUCCGGAGAUGAAGCAGGUGGUUGAUCGAAUGCUGUGGAGAAGGCAGCAGUCCCAGAUGAAUGACCAGCGCUGGGACAACCUGCCCAAGGUGCUGAUGGUGGCCGAGAAGCCAUCCGUCGCAAAGCUGAUCGCCGAAUUUCUGUCUGGCGGCCGCAUGCGAUUCCGCAAAGGUCAGAGCCGUGCGGUGCAAAUCUAUGAGUUCAACAGCUGGUUCCCCCCAGCGCAUCAGCAGUGCCGAAUAAUGCAGACCUCCACCAUCGGCCAUGUCUUUGGACUGGACUUCAAAGACAACAGGCCCAAGGACAUAGUGGACCUCUUCCAGGACCCCUGCAAAAAGACCAUCGAGGACAACACUGCCAAGAACCGCAUCGUGGAGCACUUCCAGGAGUUGGCCGCGGAAGCCGACUACUUGGCGCUGUGGUUGGACUGCGACAAAGAGGGCGAGAACAUCUGCUUCGAAGUGAUCUCACUAUGUGAGAACGUUCCGGUGGAUAACAUCUACAGGGCCCAGUUCUCCGCGUUGACCGAGCCCGAGCUGAAAGGUGCCUACAACAACUUGGGCCGACCGGACAAGCUGGCGGCGCAGGCUGUGGAUGCUCGGCAGGAGCUGGAUCUCAAGAUCGGGUGUAUUUUCACCCGCCUGAUGACGCGACAAUACUUGCGCCACGCAAUAGACAAGUUCCGGUUGCGAGACCAGACUUGCCUCUCCUACGGGCCGUGUCAGACUCCGACCCUGUGGUUCUGCGUCGAAAGACACAAGGAGAUCCAAAGCUUCCAGAGGCAGGAGUUCUUCAAGCCGAAGGCUUCCGUGACAAUGGAGGGUUGGCCGCUGGAGUUCGAUUGGCUGGAAGGGCAAACCUUUGAUGCAGGCCGAGUGCAGGGGUUGAAAAGUCGGUCCAGCUCAGCAAAGCAAGCGGUGGUGAAGGAGCUUAGAUCACAAAUCAAGACCUUGAGAAAGCCAGUCGGAUUGAACACCGUGCAGCUGCUAAAGGCAGCAAGCACAGGACUUGGUAUGUCUCCCGUGCAGUGUAUGAAAGUUGCCGAACAUUUGUACACCUCCGGCUACAUUUCUUACCCGCGCACAGAGACAACCAGGUACUCCGACACUUUUGAUUUGCACGCGGCGCUCCGGGAGCAAGCGGAUCACCCUGCCUGGGGGAAGACGGUGAGUCAUCUCCUCAGGCAAGGUCAGAUCAGAAAUCCAAAGACUGGCCGGGAUGUCGGAGAUCACCCUCCGAUCACACCAAUGAAAGCAGCACCUAGGGAUGAGUUCAGCAAAGGCUCUGAAUGGAGGUUGUAUGACUUCAUUACGCGGCAUUUCAUUGCAUCUCUCAUGUCCGAUGUGGAGUAUGAGGAAAAGGCGCUCAUCGUCAACUUAGCUGGUGAGGACUUUGCUUACACCUUCCACGAGAUGCGUGAAAGGGGCUUUCUGUUUGCAAUGCCGUGGAAGACCAAAGACUUGAAUUUGAACGAGAUCGACUGGGCCAUGCCGCGCUUGGCACCGGGCAGCCGGCUCUCCGUGGAAGAGGUUUGGGUAGAGAGUGACUUCACCAAGCCACCGGACUACUUGAAGGAGAGCGAAUUGGUGGCGCUCAUGGACAAGCAUGGAAUCGGCACAGAUGCUUCGAUUCCUCAGCAUAUCGAGAACAUUUGCAACCGGAACUACGUGAUGGUUUGUGGACCUGGGGAGGAUGGCCAGCGCGGCGAACGAAUCCCCAAGGGUGGCAAGAAGGGCAAGGGCAAAGGAAAGAAAGGCAAAGAUGGCAAGGGCCAAGGAGAGAGGCCUCAGUCGCGGCACAUGGUUCCGACUGCUCUGGGCCUGAGCUUCUGCGCGGCCUUCGAGGAGCUGGAUGCUGAAUUGUGCCGGCCACCGAUUCGGGCGUACAUGGAAAAGCAAUGUGCCCAGGUGGCAGAAGGAAUCCUGAACAAGGAAGAUGUGGUGAAUGAAAACAUCAAGCUGUUUGAAACCAAGUUCCUGAGCUUCAGGAACCGCAUCAGCCAGCUCGACAAGUUCUUCGUAUCAAAAGAAGUGGCGAAUACCAUGGGAUACAGAGGUGCCGACUGGGGCGGUGGCAACAGCCAGUGGGGCGGCGCCAAUGGCGGAUGGGCCGGCAAUGGCGGCGGAUGGGGCGGUGGACAUGGCGGAUGGGGUGGAAAUGGCGAUGGUGCCAGAGUCUGGAAGAGCGGAAGUGGCAGGGGGAAGGGACGGAACUGAGGAACUGAGAGAUCUCUUAGUCUCUCUCAGUCUAAACCCCCAAGUUUCACUACGGCCACAAAGUCUGGGCCUCCAAUCGGUCUGUAAAGCUUUGUUUGUCUUAGCUGCAGGAUGUGACGUGCAAGG